AUGAUAGCUAGAGACUUCAAGCGCGUCAUCCUCAUCGUAGGCCCCUUCUUGUUUCUCGUUUAUGUCGGUAUACGGUGUCUCGACUUCAGAGACUCUGCUUCGGGGUUCAAUUCCUGGUUCGAUCACAUCUUUGCACCGAAUUGGAGACAAGGCGAUGAACUCAAACCGCACUCGGGGCCGGCGUCUUCGGACGUACCGACGGAGGUACAACCUGUAGAUGGCGCGCCUGAGCAUCCGCCCGCAUCAAAACAAACACAUCAUGAGAUAUUCUCGACGUCAACUUUCAACAAGAAGUUUUUCGCCAUACGAUUUGACGACGAAGGCGCGAUCAAUCCUAAUAUCAUCCCGCAUCCCACCAUUGAGAAUACCUAUGUUAUUGUUGCGCAAAGGCGGAAAAUUAAUCACGACGACUCUGAGCAUGUGGAAAUCACUUGUAAUGCCACUUUCACGCUGGAAGGUCUCGUCUGCGUCGAUGCGCCCACGGUUCUACCCAUCGCAGCCACGAAGAGCGGUGAUGACAAGUGCCCACCGAAACUGGCCUACAUUGCCAUGAACGUUGGGCCUCACGAUGCGAGGGUCUUGUACGGACCCAAAGCCCCGUUCAUCGUAUACGGUUCCAACUCGAUAUUCGCCUGCUUCGGACAGUUCAUGCAGGACUUCCGAACUCUCGGAGACUGGGGCUUCGAGAUGUCGUUGGAUCAAGGUUUCGCGCUGGGAACGGAGCUCCAGCGUCCUGCGCCUUGGGGCAUGAUGGAGAAGAAUUGGUUUCCGUUCUGGGACGAAGAGGGCGCAGUCUACGUCCACCACGACGUGGCGCCGAAGCGAGUCUUUGCGAAGUUGAACGCGGACGGCUCCGUAGGCCCGAACCUCGGGCCGUUGGCUGUCGGGGACGAGGCUUGCAUGAGCAAGUACAUGCCGCAGCUCCCGCCGGAUCUCGAAUCAAUACACCAGGCGACGAACUCGCUGAGCAUUACGUUUUGCAAGCGUAGCGACCCAACGUGCAAAGCCACUAGUGACAAUACCUUUGUCUUUACAGUGUUCCAGCACAAAACUUUCUAUCAGUUCCACAGCGAGUACGAACCGUAUGUGAUGGUGUUCAGACAAAAGGCCCCGUUCGAGGUAUUCGCCAUGUCAAAGAGACCCAUAUGGAUACACGGGCGGGAAGAGAAACUUGGUGGAGGGUCCGACAUGUUUUACGUAACCUCCAUGAGCUGGAAGAGGCAAGACCAGAGGUAUCACGGAUUCUUGGACGAUGUUUUGUUCCUCUCGUUCGGCAUUGAAGACGAAAGAACCGGCGCUAUUGAUGUCUUGGCUGAGGACUUAUUGGCUGAGCUUGGGACUUGCUUGGAACCGUGA
Molecule: messenger RNA, 1356 nt
Organism: Colletotrichum abscissum
Lineage: Eukaryota; Fungi; Ascomycota; Sordariomycetes; Glomerellales; Glomerellaceae
Exons: 1
Coding region: 1-1356 (451 amino acids)
Source: RefSeq, a predicted model, not a curated record